CUCCAUUUAUUCUCUUUCCCAUAUUAAUCAUCUCUCCACGGUAUAUAUAAACCUUCCCUCUCUCCACUUCCCUCAUCAUUCACUCUCUGGUCUCACUGCCUCAACUCUCUCACAUUAAUAUCUCAAGUGAUUUGCAGGAGAAUUAGGAGAGUGAGGAUCGAAAUGAGCAGGCCAGGAGACUGGACGUGCAGGUCAUGCCAGCAUCUGAAUUUUCAGAGGAGGGACAUGUGUCAGAGAUGUGGAGAUUCCAAGUAUGGAGAUUUUGGGUAUGGAGGAGGAAGAAUGACAACGACGAUGAUGGGGUCUUCAUCAUUUGGGUUUAACAAUACUGCAAGUACUGGUUCUGAUGUUCGUCCCGGUGACUGGUACUGUUCUGCUGGAAGCUGCGGAGCACAUAACUUUGCUAGCCGAUCAAGCUGCUUCAAGUGUGGUGCUUUCAAAGAUGACUUUGCUUCUGCCUUCUCCACCAAUGAUUUCUCUUGUUCUAGACCUUUUGGUGCUGCCUCUUCUAGACCUUCAUGGAAAUCCGGCGACUGGAUUUGCAACAGGUCAGGGUGCAAUGAGCACAAUUUUGCUAGCAGAAUGGAAUGCUUUAAAUGCAGUGCCCCAAGGGACACGUACUAGAAAACGAGAUUAUCCUUAUUUGGGGACUUCAUGGAUUGUCAUCAAGCAAGAGAGAAAGAGAGAGAUGUAGUGGUCAGACUAUUUCUUGAUUUGUUCAGAAGAUAACUUAUGUGAAGCAUGCAAUUGUGAGGACCACUGUGUUAAAGAUGGAAGCUGCAUUUAUCGAUCUCUCAUGGGCUUGGCACAUUUUCUCAGAAUUAUUAUUGCCAACAGCAAUGAAUUAAUGUUGUUUUGAUGCUUUAAUUAAACAAAUUAAUCUUUUUCUUUUUUGUAAUCCUACUACGUAUGGCGUGGUUUUCCUAAAUGAAGAUGGUUAUUCUCUCUUUUCCUUCUAUAA
Molecule: messenger RNA, 961 nt
Organism: Prosopis cineraria
Lineage: Eukaryota; Viridiplantae; Streptophyta; Magnoliopsida; Fabales; Fabaceae
Exons: 4
Coding region: 163-624 (153 amino acids)
Cellular component (GO): cytoplasm
Molecular function (GO): mRNA binding
Source: RefSeq, a predicted model, not a curated record